CACCUUUACCCAGCAGCAGCUCCCUCUCAGGGAGUCAGAGGGUCCCGUGGAAUCACAGCACAUGAACAUUUACAUUUAAAAAAGGAAAACAAUUUUUUUUUUUUACUCUUGAUUUUUAGCCUUCUUUUUAAGCAAACUAAAACUAUUCCAUAAAUAACUUUUUCUGGCUCUCCGUUGCUGCUGUCAAGCAACUGCCUCUGCGCUUUGGUUUCCUGCCUGCAUCACCAUGGGAAUCAAAGCGGCUCUUCCCAAGUACGAGAUCUACAGCUACUAUGUCGUGCCGUGCCUCGCCAUGUUCUGGGCCGCCAGCUGGAUCUUUGAAGUGUCCAAUUCCAACACAAACAGGAAGGCAUUCAAAGCCAGUGUCAAACCAAGUUAUUUUGGAAGGAAAAUGGAUACGUCUGAUUUUGAGUGGAUGAUGUGGUUUUCCACCUUCAGAGCUCACAUCCUGUUUGCUCUCUCUGGUCAUGUGCUAUUUGGAAAGAUCUGCUCCAUGCUGGCUCCGCAGUACAGGUCGUUGGUGUACAUGGUUUAUGGUCUCCUAGCUGUGUGGACCAGCAUGGGCUGGACCUACGUCACCCUCAUCUUGUCCCACUGCAUCCUGCUGUACAGCAUUUCCUUGGUGAAGAUCCGCUGGCUCUGCUUUGUCACUGGUCUUUGCACGCUUGCGACGUUCAAGUGUGAACCCUUUUUGUCCUGGGAGGCUGGUUUUGUGAAGGGGGACUUUGAACUUCGCCACAUUCUCUUUUAUGGAGGCUGUGGGUUUACAAUCAUGCGAUGCAUGAGCUUUGCUCUGGAAAACUGUGAAAAAACAGAUGGGAAUUACAACAUCCUUGAGCUACUCAAGUACAACUUCUACCUCCCUUUCUUCUAUUUUGGGCCUAUCAUGACCUUUGACAAAUUUUAUAUUCAAGUCAACAGGCCGGGCCUGACAAGAAAAGAUGGGGAAUUAUGGAACAUCAGUCUACAUGGACUCAUUCACCUGGGUGUCGUCAUUGUAGUGGACGUCCUCUUCCACUUCAUGUACAUCCUGACCAUACCUACUGACAUGAAACUGCUCAAGCACCUCUCUGACUGGGCUCUAAUUGGCCUGACUUAUUUCAACCUGGUGUACGACUGGGUCAAAGCAGCUGUGAUGUUUGGAGUCAUCAACACAGUGGCCAGACUGGAUCACCUGGACCCACCAAAACCACCAAAGUGCAUCACCAUGCUCUAUAUGUUUGCUGAAACACAUUUUGACAGAGGAAUUCAUGAAUGGCUUUGCAAGUAUGUUUAUGAUUAUUUAGGAGGAAAGCAUGAUAAUGUGCUGGAAGAGCUGGUGGCUACACUUUGCACCUAUGGCAUCACCAUUCUGUGGCUGGGUCCCUGCGAGGUGGUGCUCUUCUGGGCUUUCUUCAACUGUUUUGGGCUUAACUUUGAGCUGUGGACUGCCAAAUUCUUCUCCAUGGAGCCUUUUAUCUCCUUUGAGAUGGCAAUGUCUGAAGCAACGUCCCGCCGUAUCAGAGCCAUCUUCAACACGUUUAACUUCUGGUGCAUCGUGCUGUACAACAUUGUGGCCUUGAACGGUUUGGACUUUUCCAAGUUGGUUGCCAAACGUCUGCUUCUUAAAGGUUUUCCCAUAACUACAACCCUUGUCAUGUUUGUGACCUACUGUCUAAUUCAAGUAAUCAAGGAGCGAGAGAGAAAACAAGCCCUAAUCGAUGACCCGGACCCACUUCCUCCUGCACCCCCUCUGAAUGCUGCUGCAAGUCCUCCUGCCUCUGCAACAACAGCCUCUGCUGCUCAACCAGUGGCUGAUCCCAGCAAAGAAAAAGCAGAGUAGAGAGCCAAUGUGACUCGUUUAAAAAAAGAAAAGUACACCACAGUGCACUAUUGGAUGCUAGUAACCUUUUUUAACAUGGAUUUUAUUAUAGAAACAAAACUCGUAAAUGAAGGAAACACUAUUUGUAGUCAAAUUCCAGUUAGUAACCUUUAAAAAAUGUAUUCCACUAUACCUGAUGUCAUUUGGAGUAUAUUAACAACUAUAAAAGUUAAAACUCAGUAAGUAAAUAACAAUUUCUCAAAAGCAUUUAUUUGUGCUUGGGGUAUGGCAGAUGUUUUAUUUAGGCUUUGUGGAGUUAUUAUCUCCACAUAACUCCACAAACCUUAAAUAAAAUUAAAAGUGAACUGAAAGGGUGUCUGCUAUUCUUUUGGUUUUGCACAAUAAAUAAAGCUUUUAAAGACAUUUUAAGGUA
Molecule: messenger RNA, 2234 nt
Organism: Oryzias latipes (Japanese medaka)
Lineage: Eukaryota; Metazoa; Chordata; Actinopteri; Beloniformes; Adrianichthyidae
Gene: hhatlb
Product: hedgehog acyltransferase like, b
Biological process (GO): negative regulation of N-terminal protein palmitoylation
Cellular component (GO): endoplasmic reticulum
Molecular function (GO): acyltransferase activity
Source: RefSeq, a predicted model, not a curated record